This is a messenger RNA of Amoebophrya sp. A120, 2334 nucleotides long. NCBI's taxonomy places the organism in Eukaryota, Dinophyceae, Syndiniales, Amoebophryaceae. The record is from the annotation of a GenBank genome assembly.
UUUCGUUGCUCGCUCAACUAGAGGUCAACCUUUACAACAUUUUCCAGUGUUUCGGAGUUAGAAGUGCAGGUAUUUUCUUAGACCGAUUUUGAACUCAAUAAUGACCUCUCAAGGAGCUGUAGCAGAGCUCUCCGGUGCGCCACCGAUGGACGUCGACGCGCGCUCAUCCACGGAGGAAAUCCGGAUCCGGAAUUUUGCAGGACUGGAGCACACGGUAAGGGUAGACCCGAGCGAAGUGUCGACGGUGGGCGAUCUCUACAACACGAACGUCCUCUCCCUGUUUCUCGAUCUGGAGACGGAGCUCGUUCCACCUUUUUCAUUGGUUCGCUGGAUCCAAAUCCGUGAUGAGGUGGAUGGGGACAAGGCAGACGGUGCCAACAGUUGUUGUGAUGACGGCGCAGAUCUUGACUACACUGGAGGUGAUUGCAGCAACGAAGCCGGGGACGAUACAACUAGGCGAGAAACCACCGCGCGCGGAAAACAAGGCGAAACAGCAGGAGAUAAGCACAGUGAUGCGACGCCGAGUGCUUUUCUUGAUGCAGGAUCGGAGAUAGAGUUCGGCAGAGAGGUUGCGUACCAAUUCGUGAUCGCGCACAGCGGACACGACCUGCGUCGCGGAGAGGAAGAGUCGCUGGAGGAGUGGGAAACUCGUGUGCGUGGGGCGGUUAACGGUUUGAAAACUGUGGACGACGCGCAAGCAUUCAUCUACGACCGCGUCUACGCGUGUGUGCCCGUAGAAAAGUACGAGGAAGUCCUGCGUGGCUGCAUACCGGUUGGUGACGAACAGGACGUAUUACAGCCCGACAUGUCGACGCUCGGCCGCUGCAAUCUGGUGCGUGCGGCGGUCGCGCUGAGUAGCGAGGAGUGGCGAAAGCACGGAAAGUUAAGUGAUGGACUGUACUUCUCGUUCGAAUUUAGACAGGACUUCUGUGUGGGCGUAGCGUUGGAAUUGACACGUCCAGGAGAAUACUUUAUCAACAAUGAUCGAGGUCAUCUGUCUGCAGACUAUCUCGAACUGUUGGAGCAGACGCUCGAAUUGGGACAACCAGCCGACGAAAACUACACACUUCUUGCGGAAGCAAUCCACGAACACCUCUGCCGCGAAGACCACGACUACAACAGAAUCAGACUGCUCGUCAAGUGCCUUGCCAGAACAGACGAGAUGGGGGAGCUGCUUGACUACUUCAAGUUAAGGUAUUCCGUACGGGGGUCCCGCCACCGCGAUAUUGUAUUCUUUUCGGCGCGAGACUUUGUCAAUACUGUGAUGACCGGUGUGCAGUCGCAACAAGCUCCAGAACAAAUUGUCGCAUCUGCACGCAGACUCCUCGGCGACGAAAUCCUCCCAAGAAUCUUGAAUUUUUGCGAUCAGGGUCUGAUGGUUUUCCAACGGUUCGCGGCAAUGCUCGACGAACUCGACAUCGACUGCGAUCUGGAGCCUAUUAUGGAGGAGUACAAAAACAAAUUUUUCGAAACCAACGGCGAAAAGCUCGAACGCGCUGGAGUGACCGCCUGCUUUCGCGAGAUCAUGGAGCGACAGUUGAAAACGCACAACAUCGACUGGCUCAAGUGGUCUGAUGUCGAAGAUUUGUGGCGCAAUUCUUGAGUCAAAAAUGAAAACGUUACUCACCUGCUGUUGGCGCUGUCCCAACGGUAUUUCCACUAUUACAUCUGAAAAAGAUGACUCGAACUUUGUUUACUGUUUCCUUCGUUUCCCAAUCGUUACCCAAAAAAAAAAUGAGCUUGUAUUUAUAGAAUAAAAAACAGCAAGUGAUGCUUCCCUGAAGCUGAACCGCUACGAGACUUCUUCGAUCUCAAGACCAUCGGAGAAAAACUAGAACGCGCUGUAGUAAUUGCCCUCUUUCGCGAGGCGAUGGAGCACGAACUGGAAAGGCACGACAUUGAUUGGUUAAAGUGGUCUGACGUCGAGGAUUUUUGGCGCAACGUUCGAUAGAGUCAGUGCGUCAGCGCGGCUGACAAGUCGUGGCACGAACAAAGCAACAUCCUGUGAGUCCAGGUCUAGCUGCGUGCAGGCGUGUUUCAUCUUGUUUGUCACUGACGUCGCACUUCGCGAAUUCAACGGCCGCACAUUUUCAGACGACUCGCCUGUCGCGCUCCCUCGCUCAACGCCUGAUCAGUCUGCUGAGUCUCUGAAAGAGCUUCACACAACAUCAAGAUCUUCAUGAUCUGGCACUAUGUAUGGCACGUGCGUGUAGAUAUCAGCUGUUGUUCGAAGUAUACGUAUCGUGGAAUUUUUUUAGUACACUGUCCCAGCUCUUUAUUCGCCUUUAAAAAGAUUGAUCCUUUUUCGCUCUAUACUAGUGUUUGGAAUUCAAC